UCAAGAAACAAGAUCUAUCAAGGAUAAGGAUCAAAAGAAGGGGAAUAUGGAAACGACCAUGAGUUGAUGCCUGAGCUGACAGGGUAACUAUCAAGAAUCUAGGAAGUCAAAGUCAGUUAGGUUUGGUUUGUUGCCGCGUUAAGUUCGGGUUUAAAAUUUGUUAAACAUUUUUCUUUAUUUUUUUUAUAAAUAAAAGAAAAAUUAUUGUUUUAAUAAUUAAUUAUUGUUUUUUUCUUCUUAUAUUUAAUUUAUUUUUUUUAAAUUGUUUUUAAAGACUUUUGAGUGAUUUCUUUUUCUUGCUUUCAAAAUCAUUUUUAUUGAAUUUGUGUGCGUUUUUGUUUUUUAAAAUAUUUAAGACCCUUUAAAAAAAACUCUAAAAAUAAAAAUCAUGUCGUUUUCAAAAGCAAAAUUGAAGCGUUUCAACGAUGUUGAUAUCUGUGACUCCCCUUCAGCUGCCGCAGCAGGAACAUCGACAACAUGUGCAAGUACAACUGUUGCAUCAUCGUCGUCCUCAUCUACAUCGUCAUCGAUGACGACGUCGUCGGGCACUACUGCUCAUCCAGAACGAAGGGAACAAAUUGAGAAAUUUUUCAAAGACGCAGUUAGAGCAAAUGGUGCAUCGGCUUCGGCUAAGGAACCCAAAGAAGGUAAAACCAAAGAGAAGACAAGUUUGAAGGAAAAAGGUAUGCGACUAUUUAGAACUCCAUCGUUGCCACAUCGUUUACGUUUCCGACAACAUUCUGAUUUGACUUCAACCGCCUCGACUACGUCCUCAACACCUUUUCAGUCAACCAGUUCGACCCCAAUCAAAGAACACACAAAGUCUGCGUCGAAUUUGAAAGGCAAAGAAGCGUUACAGUUUGAAAUUAGAUCGAAGAAUGAACUUCUCGAGAACUAUUUGAGUCAAAUUGAUGUACUUAAGCGUCAUGUCGAACAGUUGAAGGAGACUGAAGCACGCCUCAAGGAAGAGAAUGCACAGAUUUUGCAAAAAAACGAAACUCUCGUCUCUGAGUUAACUGAAGAGAAUCGCAAUCACAAGAACACCAUUGAUUGUUUGGGUAUUGAAAACGCUAAGCUUCUCGAGAAGGCAAAUAGUUUCGAGAGCGAAUUGAAGAAUCUCACCGAAUCACACUCGACUGAGUUGGAAAAUCUCAAAACUAUCAAUUCACAGUUGGAAGCCAAGUGUGAGAAUCUCAACUCAAAGUACGAACAAUAUCUCAGUGAGAAUUCGAACCUAAAUGAAAAAAUCCAAAAGCUAGAUUCUGAAAUAGUUGAGCUCAAGGAGAAUCUCUCUCGCAACAACGAAGAGCGUUCGGAGAGCUUAAAAGAACUCGAUGAUAUCAAAUCGAAGAACGAGGAACUUCAAUCUGAGGUGAAGAAACUCCAGGACCAAAUCGAAGCCGAUGCAUUGUCUUAUGCCGUUGAGACUAAGAACACCUUUGUCGAACUGGAAUCCCUCCGAAAUGAAAAGAACUCUUUGCGCAACGACUUGGCCACAAAAUCCGAACUCAUCCAUAAUCUUCAGGAAGAGGUUUUGGAUAAGAACUGUGAAAUCGAUGCCCAUCGAGAUACCAUUCGUUCGUUGGAAGAGGAAAAACAGCGAUACGUCAACUUUGAUAAGGUUCUUGAACAAGCCGAAGAGAAGGUUCGUAUCGUUGAGAUCCAGGCCGAACAGAAGAUCAAGCAGCUGGAAUCGAAUGUGGAACAAACAAUCGAGCGUGAAAGAAACUACUGGCGCAGUGAACUGAAUAAGAGACAGGAGCAGGCAGAGAAUCAAGUUAUCAAGAUCGAGCUGGAGAAACAGGAUGUCAUGAUCCUUCUCGAAUCCACCAACGAUAUGCUCCGAGAACGUGAUGAGAAAAUUCAAAAAUACGAAGACCAACUUCGCAAGGGUCUUGAAUAUUAUAUUAAUUUGACAGACACUUUGCAAAAGCAGGUCGUCGACAUUAAAGCCGACAUGGCCAAGACUAUCACUGAGAAGUACAACUAUCAACUGACACUCAGUAAUACCCGUUCCACUGUGAACAUCCUGAUGGAACGUUUGAAAAAAUCCGAUUCUGAUGUCGAAAGCCUGAAGACUGAACUAGAGGCAGUGCAAGCCGAGAAGAAGCAGCUAGAAGCCAACUAUACCGAAUUGCAAAACGAACUGGCCGCCCUGAAAAACGAUUUGGCCGAAAGCGAGAAGAAUUUGAACGCAUUGCGGGAAUCAUCAACUGCCCUGCAAAAUGAGGAACGUAUCGAUGAAAAUGUCGAGAAAUACAUUGAACUAUAUCUGGAUCUCAAGAACAAGGACGACAAUCGUGAGGUAUACAUGGCCGAUAUGCGUAAGGCUUUGGAUGAGUUUGCAACGGUAUUGGAAUUGGCUCAGCUGGAAAUCGAUAACAAAGAUAAAUGUCUAACCAAGUUGAAGGAUGAAAACGAGACACUCAAGUUGGAGAAUCUAUCGCUCAAGUCAAAGGCAAACGAUAACACAAAAUGCAUCGCUGAAAAGGACACCGACGAACAGCAAGAAGUUCUAAUUGAUUCACAGUUGAAGGCUGAGUGCGAUAAGAUCACAAAUUGGUUACUAUCGACAGCUGACGAGAAUAACGAGGUUAAGGAGUUGCUCAAGGAGAAAAUCAGCAAUAACAUUAAUACCCCCAAGAGCCUGCCUAGAACUCCCAAAAACACAACACCGAGGACACCCAGAUCACCACGUACCCCAAGGACCCCGAAGUCGAUGAAGACAGUCCUGUUCCCUGGCAAAGAGAAUCUACUGCCCACCAUGGAGGUCAUAAAGAGCCCCCUUAAGACGUGGAAUAAGUAAAUAUAGUCAAAUAAGUUAGAUAAGUAUCCUAUAGUUACAUACAUAUAUUAUAUUCGUAGAUCUCCUUUUGUAAUUUUAUUUUCCCUCCUUAGAUGUUUUUAAGUUUCCUAUAAAAUAUAAUUUAUGCAGUGAUUACGAUCACGUAUGCUAUAAUAAUGUAUUCCUAUAAAGAAAAAGAAGAUUGUACUUGUAUCUCCUGUAUGAAUGGAGUAUAUUUACAUAACAAGCAACCAUGUGACACAAUGUAGCCCUUUGUUGCAUAAAUGGUGAUCAUGUUGAGGAAAGGUUCUUUAUGGAAAGGAACCCUCAUCAAAACAAUGAAUAAUGUUUCGCAUGGGAGAUCUCCCUCUCAAAUGAAUUCAGUUCAAAUGAUCCUCCUUCUUCCCGUCCGCCAGUUGUUGGCGACGACGGACGUCCCUCAUAUACCUAUUUGUUAUCGUGACGACGAGGAA
Messenger RNA from Eupeodes corollae, 3258 nucleotides. RefSeq names its product myosin-10 (gene mira). The record is from RefSeq and is a predicted model, not a curated record. Lineage: Eukaryota; Metazoa; Arthropoda; Insecta; Diptera; Syrphidae. Bases 389 to 2806 code for a protein of 805 amino acids. The transcript has 2 exons.